CAUCUAACGAAAAACCUUGACUGUUAGAUCUCAAAUGUCAGAACCUCACCUUCAAAAACCCCCCAAUACAAAGAGAAAGCAGAUGAAAAAGGAGAAAAUGGAGAUAGGAACGUACAUACCUCUUACAGGCGAAGCAGAUGCAGUAAUAGAAGAAGAUCGCUUCAAUUUUGACAAUUCUCGGUUGAAACAGCUGGGAUACAAGCAAGAGCUCAGUCGCAGCCUCUCGGCAAUCUCGAACUUCGCUGUGACAUUCUCAAUUGUAUCCGUUAUCACUGGUCUCACUACUACUUUCAAUACUGGCCUUACAUUUGGUGGAUCGGUGACGAUGAUCUACGGAUGGCCCAUUGCCGGUAUCUUUACGCUGAUCGUUGGUGUAUCAAUGGCUGAGAUCUGCUCUUCUUAUCCAACUUCUGGGGGUCUUUAUUUCUGGAGUGCCAAGCUCUGUGGAAACGAGUGGGGCCCAUUUGCUUCUUGGAUGACUGGCUGGUUGCUAUCGAAUUUCGCCUUUUCCUUUUCGAUCAUAUCUGUUCUGACCGGGAUAACCACCCUUUACAACACUGGCCUGACGUUUGGUGGACCCGUCGCCACAACAUAUGGGUGGUUCAUCGCCGGAGCCUUUACCAUGAUCGUGGGGCUGUCAAUGGCUGAGAUUUGCUCUUCUUACCCCACAUCGGGCGGACUCUACUACUGGAGUGCCCGGCUCGCGGGGAAGGAUUGGGCCCCCUUUGCCUCAUGGUUGACAGGAUGGUUCAACAUUGUUGGACAGUGGGCCGUUACAACAAGUGUGGAUUUUUCACUUGCGCAAUUACUUCAAGUGAUAAUUCUGCUUAGCACAGGUGGCAACAAUGGAGGUGGAUAUCAGGCUUCUAAAUAUGUAGUCAUAUGCUUUCAUGGGGGAAUUCUGCUUCUACAUGCCCUUAUAAAUAGUCUUCCGAUUACAUGGUUGUCUUUUUUUGGACAGAUUGCUGCUACAUGGAAUGUUAUAGGCGUUUUUGUACUUAUGAUUGUCAUACCGACAGUUGCUACUGAAAAGGCUAGCGCCGAGUUCGUUUUUACUCACUUCAACACUGAUAAUGGUGAUGGGAUUCGCAGCAAACCAUAUAUCUUUUGCCUGGGGCUUCUAAUGAGCCAGUAUACACUUUCUGGAUAUGAUGCAUCUGCUCACAUGACGGAGGAAACCAAGAAUGCAGAUGUAAACGGACCAAGAGGAAUAAUAAGCGCAAUCGGAAUAUCUAUCAUCGUUGGGUGGGGAUACCUACUCGGUAUCACAUUUGCAGUAACCAACAUUCCGUAUCUUUUGAACAAGGGCAACGACGCUGGUGGUUAUGCAAUUGCUGAGGUGUUUUACCAAGCCUUCAAGAGUAGAUAUGGCAGUGGAGUUGGUGGAAUCGUUUGCUUGGGAGUGGUUGCCAUUGCCAUUUUCUUCUGUGGUAUGAGUUCAGUGACAAGCAACUCUAGGAUGGCAUAUGCAUUUUCAAGGGAUGGAGCGAUGCCAUUUUCAUGGUUGUGGCAUAAAGUGAACAAGCACGAGGUUCCCAUAUAUGCAGUUUGGCUUUCUGCUGUAGUAUCAUUCUGCAUGGCAUUAACGUCUCUCGGAAGCUUAGUGGCGUUCCAGGCAAUGGUUUCAAUUGCAACAAUCGGGCUCUACAUUGCAUAUGCGCUGCCCAUCUUCUUUAGGGUGACACUGGCCCGCAAGCAUUUCAUUCCAGGCCCAUUCAAUCUGGGCCGCUAUGGUGUCUUGGUCGGUUGGAUCGCAGUCCUAUGGGUGGUAACAAUCACAGUUCUAUUCUCUCUGCCCGUUGCAUACCCGAUCACUAAGGACACUCUCAACUACACUCCUGUCGCUGUCGGUGGCCUCCUCAUCCUCACCGUUUCAUCAUGGAUACUGAAUGCCCGACACUGGUUCAAGGGUCCAAUAACUAAUAUAGAUGACUGAUUG
Messenger RNA from Magnolia sinica, 1939 nucleotides. RefSeq names its product amino-acid permease BAT1 homolog. The transcript is spliced from 9 exons. Gene Ontology annotation, biological process: gamma-aminobutyric acid transport; transmembrane transport. Gene Ontology annotation, molecular function: gamma-aminobutyric acid transmembrane transporter activity; L-glutamate transmembrane transporter activity; L-alanine transmembrane transporter activity. Gene Ontology annotation, cellular component: membrane. Lineage: Eukaryota; Viridiplantae; Streptophyta; Magnoliopsida; Magnoliales; Magnoliaceae. Bases 35 to 1936 code for a protein of 633 amino acids. The record is from RefSeq and is a predicted model, not a curated record.